AUGAAACCGAGCGCCGUGGAGGCCGCCGACAAAGGAGCGCGUCCCCGUGGAAUGCAAACAAAAACAGAAAAGGUAAAAUCUCUGAAGAAUGUGAAAAAAGAUACAGGAAAACCAGAGAAACUUAAAUAUAAGCCACUCACUGGGAAAGUGUUUUACCUCGACAUUCCAUCAAAUACGAUCUCUGAAAAAAUAGGAAAGGACCUCAAAGAGCUCGGAGGGAGAGUGGAGAGUUUUCUUAGUAAAGAUAUCAGCUAUCUGGUGUCUAAUAAAAAGGAGGCAAAAUUUGCACCAACUCUUGGCCAGAUUUCUCCUGUUCCUAGCCCAGAAUCUGCACGUAAUGGAGGAAACAGUUUGCUUCAUCCUAGCAACCAAAAAGAUGGACAUGGCAGAAGUUCAUUUAAGAUAGUAGAUACGGUACGUACGAGUAGAGGGAAGUCUUUAGUUGAAAAAGCAAUCAAAGAGCAGGACUUAAUCCCCUCUGGUAGUAUACUAUCCAAUGCUUUGAGUUGGGGUGUGAAGAUACUUCAUCUUGAUGAUGUUAAGAAUUACAUUGAACAAAAGAAAAAGGAGCUCUACCUAAUCAAAAGAGCAGGCAGUUCUUUUAAAGAUGUGGGAAAACAAGUUGCUGCUCAAAAGUCAAGAACAGGUAGACUGAAAAAUCCCUUUGUCAAGGUGGAAGACAGAAGUCACCAUUACCGACCGUUUUAUCUGCAGUUUCCCAGUUUUCCAGUUCUGAACUACUGUGUUCCAAAGCCAUAUAGUCCAUUUGAGGUGGAUAAGAAGCAUCCUUCUGGUCAAAAGCAGACUCAGUCCAAGCAAAGCAGAAACAAAAUAAAUAGUGACAAGGCCUGUGGAACUUCUAUUCAGCUCCCUCAGAAGGAUAAAAAAAAGAGGGGAUAUUGUGAAUGUUGCGGGAAGAAAUAUGAAGAUCUGCAAACACAUCUUGAAAGUGAACAGCACCAAAAUUUUGCACAGAGCACACAGUAUCAAGUUGUUGAUGAUAUAAUCUCCAAGUUUGCUUACGAGUUUGUUGAAUACAAAAAUGAUGCCAAAAAAAUAAAAAGGACAAAAUGUAGUACAGGAUACUUUUCUCCUAUUAUUGGAAAGAUAACUAGACCGGAUGAGCUGAAAGAACGACUGAAAAAGCAAAGCAUUUCAUUGAAAAGUUACUCAUGGAGGGAUACGGCGAUGCGGGCACUCAAACUGGAUCGCCAGCCUGCAGCUGUACAACCGACUUCUGUGCCAAUAUCCGCCCCUGUUUCUGGAUCUCUCUGUUCAGCUCUUUCUUGUCACCUGUCACAACCUUCAGAACUGAAAAGUAAGUUCAGAAAUAAUGAUGAAAACAUUAAAACCGAUGGCUCCUGUACUGGAAACUUGAGAGAGGCUGUUGUAUCAUCAAAUUUCCUACAACCCCCCCCUCAGAAAGAUGACGGAGCGUACACAGAGAACUUGUUUCAAGUUUAUGAGCCAUUCAGUAAAGAAAUACUGGAGUCAGAAGUAAAUAAAAAGAAUUUACAGUGUUUUCAGGAAGGCCCGUGUACUUUAUAUUCUCAUACUCAAGUUACAGAUUUUAGUGAAAAAGACAAAAACCUGUCACAGCCAAAACGAAAAUUAAAUAAUGCAGUAGUCCUACCAGCAAAGUGUUUGAAAAAAACAGAUUCCAAUCCUACGUUUAUCAAGAAACAUUGUGACUUACACGAUAAUCAUCAGCAGAUGCAGCACAAUGUCGUUCUGGAGGCUGAGGUAUCUGAUUCUGCUGUAACCAAAGAACUGAGUGAGUUGGCUGCCAGCACUGCAUGCUGUUCACCGUCAGGGAAGCUGCACAGAAAAGUGAAGCUUUACUUGGGAAGGAAUAAAAGGGAAACCCAGAAACCGCACCUGGAGUUACACAUGAAGUGUACAGGUGGGCUGUCUGCUCCUGAAGAGAAGAGGAGUUCCUGCAGCUCACCUGUGCAGGCCCUGCUGGGGUUAUUUCAGACAACCGAAAGAAACUCUGAAUGUGGAGGUUUUUCAAGUUGCACUGAGAACAAAGGUUCGAGUAGCAUAAAAGAUACGUGGGAAAGGCAGAAUACAAAUGUUAUGUGGUCAUUAUUUUCCUCUUCCUCCUCAUCCCCAUUUUUUGGAUUUUAA
Messenger RNA from Leptosomus discolor (cuckoo roller), 2130 nucleotides. The record is from RefSeq and is a predicted model, not a curated record. NCBI's taxonomy places the organism in Eukaryota, Metazoa, Chordata, Aves, Leptosomiformes, Leptosomidae.